This is a messenger RNA of Miscanthus lutarioriparius, 873 nucleotides long. NCBI's taxonomy places the organism in Eukaryota, Viridiplantae, Streptophyta, Magnoliopsida, Poales, Poaceae. The record is from the annotation of a GenBank genome assembly.
AUGGCGCCCACGGCCUGCCUCCGGCUCCCCUUCCUCCCCGCCCGAGCCGGGCCACUCACUAGCGCGGACGUCAUGGAGGCGGACGGGAAGGGGCUCGAGGUUGCUUACCAGGGUUGCGCUGGGGCGUACAGAGAAGCGGCAGCAAAGAAGGCGUACCCGAAUUGUGAGACUGUGCCCUGUGAGCACUUUGACACUGCAUUUCAGGCUGUUGAAAACUGGGUAGCUGAUAGGGCAGUACUGCCACUUGAGAAUUCAUUGGGAGGUAGCAUACAUCGGAACUAUGAUCUUUUGCUUCGGCAUAGUUUGCACAUUGUUGGAGAAGUUUGCCUUGCGGCUCUUGCGCAAUGUGAGCACACAUUAACAGGACUAGGAAUUGAGCAUAGAGAGGCUGUUGAUGACACUGCUGGUGCAGCAAAGAUUGUUGCAGAACAUAUGCUCCAGGACACUGGUGCUAUUGCUAGUUCAGUGGCUGCUAAACUCUAUGGAUUGGAUGUUCUUGCUGAGAAUAUUCAGGAUGACAAAGAUAAUGUCACCCGUUUUAUGAUGCUAGCUCGAGAACCCAUCAUACCUCGCACUGAUAAACCAUUUAAGACAAGCAUAGUCUUUUCACUAGAAGAAGGACCUGGACAGCUCUUCAAGGCGCUUGCUGUAUUCGCAAUGAGGGAAAUCACAAAGAUCGAAAGUCGUCCACACAAAGAAAGGCCUCUUCGAGACUGUUCCUCACUCUUAAAGAACUUUGAUUACCUCUUUUACGUUGACCUUGAAGCAUCAAUGGCUGAUCCAAAGACCCAGAAUGCUCUUGGAAAUCUGAAGGAGUUUGCAACCUUUUUAAGAGUCCUCGGAAGCUAUCCUACAGAUUUGAAUGAACCUUAG